AUGAACUCUGCAGCCAACUCGUCCGAGUCGCUAGUCAAGCCCACAGUACCUCCAAACCGGGACCAGGAGCUCACUUCUUCCAACUCGAAUCCACCCAACGAACCAACUAUUACAUCGCCGUCCAGAGUUGAAGCCACAAAAGCCUCACCAUCUGGAGCUAUGUCUGAUGAUCAUUAUCUAGAUAUCGCUACUACACAGAAAAAGACCUCUUUCAAGGAACAAGCUCAUUCUCAGCCCUCUGUCAGUACUUCUGAAAAAGCGCAUAUGCCAACAAGGGCAAAUAUUGCUGCAACUAGGGACAAGAAUAAGGAGCAGGAUAAAGACAAGAUCAAACAUAGUGACAAAGAUAAAGAGAAAGAGAAGGACGUGGACAUGGACAUGGACAUGGACAUAGACAAGAAGAGGAUCAAGGAUACAAUCAAAAACAAUGAAACGUUAUUGCCGUCUCUGCCGGACAAUGCGUUUGUGCAUCCGAUACACGCUCUCAACUCGACUAGCCCCAUAGUGCGUUUGAAGCCAUCUCACAAGCGUUCUCAGUCUGCACAGCUUCCCCUUACAUCUCCCUGGAGCAUACUUCAGUCGUCGGUACCUGCGACGAGGAGCCAUCCCUCAUCAUCACUCAGCCAGAUGACACUCUCGACCAGCCAUACCAACUCUUUAGUCUCAUCCGAAAGCUCAUCAUCCAUGGAACCCUCCAUUCUUUUAAAUAACAGCAACUCCAACUCAAAGAACGACGAUACACGUGGCCAGUCUUCCAUUUGGUAUUCGCCUUUUCAAUCUGGUCUAGAUAUUUCAAUCGAAAGUGACCAGGAGCAAGGAAAGCAUGGAUCAAGAUCGUUCUCGAAGCCCGGUAUCCAAACUGACCUUGCCAGAAAUCAAAAGAAGCUUAGCCUUGGACCAAUACUACCGCCAUCCUCAUUCUUUGAGUCAUCCCCAAGGACGCCAAGGAUCAUGCCUUUCAAUCAGCAUCUUAGCAAUAGGACAUUGGGUGUCGAUGACUGGUCGGCACGGACGAGAUCAUCGUCAAUAGCGGCUCCAAUGACACCUCUGCUGGAGUCCGAAUGCCAAGCUCCAGCGGAUUAUUUUGGUGGCAGUCAUAGCGUCAGCAGUAGCAGAAGAGGAUCUACGGAGAACAACUUGACAGAGUCGCUGUUGUCAGGGAGAGCGAGGAUGUUUGCGGCGUCUGAUUCGACUAUUGUUUAUCCACGUCAAACCAGUCUACAUCCUUCGAACUCACCUCAAGGCACUAAUGGAUCAGACACAUCGUUUUCCUCGCCACUCUACAGCUCGUCCUCCUUGGCACCACCAGCCUCAGCAUUGUUCACUUCCGCCAGUUCACCGUUGCUAGGGCAUACGACUCAGGAGCCGCUCGCACUGACGACGAGUAUGUUACAGGAUCCAACAGUGGAGACGAUUCCAACGUUUGUGAAUCCAUGGGAAUCAAGCUACCCUAUUCGGUCGAACCACACCGUUUCAGAAAAAUUCCUACCCUUUGGAUCUUCCUCGUCCCUGAACGUCACCGAUAACAGUUUCGAUAGAGAUCAGGAUCAAGAUCGUCAGAGUAGUCUUCUCAGACUCAUGAAUGGAGACAGCAGAGUUGGUGAAAUUGACCAAAUGGACGGUGGAUCUGGCAAGCAGGAGCGUGACGACGAAGCCGAGGCCAUCCGAAGGGGAUUUCUCUUUCCAAGCCUUGCUCACUAUACACAUGCUUCAAUGCACUCUGUGGAUCUGCCCAGCUUUCGUCCGUUUCCCUCGGUGGAAAUGUCUCUGGCUGCUGCUGCGAACCAACCACCACCGCUCACGGAGGACCUCAAAUACGACUUUGUUGACUUGUCGAUGCAGGAUUUCGUCCGCGGACAAACACCGGUUCCGGAGAUCAGUCAAGGCUCCACGUGGACGGAAGGAAGCGAGAAGAAACCCAGGGAGCGACAUCGCCAUGGACGGAAUCGAUCCGGCCAUCACAAGUCUGCCUCGCUCAGCUCGUUCUUUCCGCCCAUGCCACCAGUCCCUGGUGUGCUGAGCAGUACCAGCCCAGGUAUCCAGGCCGACACUGUUGGAUCUUUGGAUCCAUUAAAUCAACUCGCGAACAACCAGAGCGGCGAGAGUCAUCAUCAUGGAAGUCAAGGCCAUGUUCAUGGACGUAGCCAUUCCAAGCAAGGUCGCACUCAGGGCUCCACCUCUGGCAGGGAUGGAGAGGGAGCACCAUCUACAUCUGGCAGACGUCGUGCUGGUACCGUACAGGACGGUCAUCAUAGAAGCGCCAGCAAACACCAUCACCACCAGCAUGUCGAUUUUAGCAAAUCAAAGAGGACGCCCAAAAAGGAGCAAAGCGUUUGA
This is a messenger RNA of Gamsiella multidivaricata, 2337 nucleotides long. RefSeq lists its product as uncharacterized. The transcript is spliced from 2 exons. Lineage: Eukaryota; Fungi; Mortierellomycota; Mortierellomycetes; Mortierellales; Mortierellaceae. The coding region runs from base 1 to 2337 and encodes 778 amino acids. The record is from RefSeq and is a predicted model, not a curated record.